Molecule: messenger RNA, 917 nt
Organism: Austrofundulus limnaeus
Lineage: Eukaryota; Metazoa; Chordata; Actinopteri; Cyprinodontiformes; Rivulidae
Product: leucine-rich repeat-containing protein 16B
Biological process (GO): cell migration; regulation of Arp2/3 complex-mediated actin nucleation
Cellular component (GO): plasma membrane; lamellipodium
Molecular function (GO): protein binding
Source: RefSeq, a predicted model, not a curated record
AAAGCAUCAGGAAGAUUAUYGAAAAAUCAUCUAUAAAGUUUGUUUGUAGCGUUAAACUCGACUCCAAAAAUGGUAAAACUGAGGACAGAAUUCUGGUUCUCACAACAUGGCGUCUCUAUUUCCUGGCUCCAAAGGUCCCUGCUAAGGUWGAAACUACAUUCAACUUCUUAGAGAUUCGAGCUUUAAAUUCUCACCCUGAUCACCAGGGGUCAGAGGUCACUGAGCAGGUCCUGCACACAGUCAGCAAAUCCUCCAGCCUUGAAGAGAUCACAUUAGAAAACGUUGGAUUAAAAUCUGACUUCCCACAGAAGAUGUCAGCUGCUCUGUCAGAGAAUCCUGCCUCUGUCAUUCACUCCAUUAAUUUGGCACACAACUCAUUGGACAACCAAGGUGUGUCCAACUUAAUCCAGCAGGUGUGUCGCCUCAGCAAAGGUCUUCGUUUCCUCAAUCUGUGCAAGACAUCUUUGACUUCGAAAGGUGUGGUGUCUCUGUCUCAGGCUCUGUGCUCUAGUGAUGAAUACUCCAACUCCCUGCUGCACCUGGACCUGAGCAAGAACCCUGGAGUCCUCUCAGGGGACGACGCCUCGAACCUGUAUCUGUUCUUGUCCCAGCCCAACUGCCUGGUCCACUUGGAUCUGUCAGGCACAGACUGCUCUGUUGACUCUCUAUUUGGGGCUCUUCUGAGGGGCUGCUGUGCUGAUCUUUCCUUUCUGAAUCUUUCCAAAAAUACUUUCUCCCACAGAAAAGUGAAGGACAUGCUGCCGUUGUUUCGUCAGUUCUUCAGCUCAGCCUUCAGCCUCACUCAUGUCAGUCUGGCCUCUAUGAAGCUGCCCCCUGAUGUUCUGAGGGCUGUCCUCAGUGGUUUGACCUCCAAUCCUCACAUUACUGAUCUUCAUCUGGACCUCAGCAGCUGUGAG